Serendipita indica DSM 11827 is the source of this 309-nucleotide messenger RNA. The record is from the annotation of a GenBank genome assembly. NCBI's taxonomy places the organism in Eukaryota, Fungi, Basidiomycota, Agaricomycetes, Sebacinales, Serendipitaceae.
AUGGCCAACAAGUCGACGAAACAAGCUGCACAAGCCGUCGAAGAGGAACACCGUCCAGGCUGCGUGCUCGAGCAGUUGACCAUGUUCGACUGCGACAGAGACAUUCUCGCACGCACUGGCAUUGUCAAAUGCUAUCCAAUCCCCAGAGUCUUCCGCGUAUGCCCAAAUCGCCCUGCAGUGGAGGUCACAGCGCUUCUCGAAUACAAAGACGCUUCUGGCGAGCCGACGCUGCCUCCAGACUAUCUAAAACGGCUGCCAAAGGGUUACUCCUGGGACCAAAUCACCAGCGAGGGCGUCAGAAAGCCAUGA